Centruroides sculpturatus (bark scorpion) is the source of this 2468-nucleotide messenger RNA. RefSeq names its product hapless 2-like. Bases 67 to 2214 code for a protein of 715 amino acids. The record is from RefSeq and is a predicted model, not a curated record. Lineage: Eukaryota; Metazoa; Arthropoda; Arachnida; Scorpiones; Buthidae. The transcript is spliced from 15 exons.
UCAUUUGCAUAACCGAACGCGCUUCGUUCAGCAGAGUUCGAAAACAUUUGAAAACGAAGGAAAAAAAUGAUUGGUUUAUUUUGCUUUUCGUUAUUUUAUACGAGCAAUUGUCGGGCGUUCGAGGUGAAGAUGACAGCCAACGUCAUCCGGUGCCAACCUCCCCCGACGUCCAACCAGUUCGCUCUUUGGCCCUGUCACAAGAAACUCGGCUUGGACGUUCGGCUGGAUGACAAUUUAAAGUUUGGAGAGGAGGAGGAACGGGUGAUGAUCGACGCGGUCUACGAUGCGGAAGACGGCGUUGACCGGAGACUGGCCGAUACCUUAGUGUUCGUCUUACGCCAAGAGAAGAGCCAACUGAUUUAUCCUCUGCACUAUUUAUGGAGCGCCAACGCCAAAGCGGAAGAAGAGGUUUUCAACCAAGAAACUUUCCAGAAUUACACCGGAUGCCACGUGACCGAAUUGGUCGAAUCUCCGUGCAGAAGUCUACACUGGGGAGGGAAAUGGGAUCCCUUUCGUCGGGGAUUUUGUUGUUUCUGCCAAAGCCAGUCCGGUCGACAAGUAAGAGGAAAACAGGAUUGUGGUCGAAUCGAUUCGUCUAGCACCCAUUGUUUACGAUAUAACAGAGUCUGGUAUUUAGUGACGUCUCUAGGCCAACCGGAAAUUCGUAGAGCCGUCUAUCUCGAUAUUUACGCCAGAACGGAGACGUCCGCGGGUUCCACCGUCUGGAGGAGAGUGAUCGACGGACAACUGUCAGUGGGAAGCCGAACCACUCGGAGAAAGGAGAAAUCGUUGACCGUCGAAUAUUUUCCUCCCUCCCCGCCAGAAGACGCGCUCCGCCUCGAUAACCGUCGAUUGCUGAUACCCGCUCCCAGCCCCGAACUGGGCGCAGAAGAUAUACCUCCGCUUUUCCAGGAUGGUGCCGACGACUAUUUGCUGGUGCCCGAAUCCUCUCUAGACGAAUCGGGAACCUCCUGCGACAAAAUUGGCGUUUCGUACGAAGCCUUCUACCGGCAGAAGAACAAAUGCCUGAAAGCCCGAGGAUCAUGUCUGAAGAAUCAACCGUUGGACCUGUGGACUCGAGACAGGGCCAAACUGCGCGCCGGACUGAAGGGCGAUUAUCUUCUGCGCUUCUACGCCCAACCUUCGCGCCGGCCCCUCCUGGUGGACGGAGCCCGCCGACGUCACUGGUUGGCCCUGGAAAUGUCUGGAAAUUCUUCCGCUCGUCUGCGUCUAGAGAUGAACGCCGCCAACGUCAGCGUCCUGUCUCCGGGCCGUCGGGCCCAAAUAUCGUUCGUCGUCACCAAAUACUUUGGAAGAGUGCCGAUUAUCGUCGCGCUGGUCACCAACACGGGUCUGGCUCCGGCCUCUUUCUCCGUAUCCGCGACUGACUGUUCGUCCCGUACCUCCAGCGUCUCGGUCUCUCCCCAAUCCUCCAGAAGCGUCGUCCUGGACCUUUCUCUCGACUCGGCCCGGAUCUCGGAAUUCUCUUGUUCGGUGGAAGUGAGGUCGGUCCGAAGUGGACGGACGGUGGCCUCCAGAGAAGCGCUCUUCCGAAGAGGACGUUACUGUUCUUGCUAUCAGUAUUGUCGAUGUUCGUGCGGUGACGACGGCUUUCGGUGUCGUUCCAUCUCCCAGAAAGCGUUCGCUUCUUCCGGUUUUCGGGGUUCGCUUCCGGUGACGGCUGGUCGUCCGACGCCCCACUUCGCUAUUAGACUGAGAAUGGCGUCGGCGGUAAUCGUCGUCUUCCUGGUUCUAGGAUUAGCCAAGGAAAUUGUUAGGCUGACCCUGUGGCCGGCAGCCGGACACUUCGGCAUAAAGAGCUGUCUAUUUGGCAGGAGGAAGAUCGCCCGUUACUGGGAACCGGAGCUAAGGGAAGCCAGAGUAGUGUUCGAAGACGGACAUCCCGUUCACCCGGACACGAGAGAACGGGUUCGAACGAUAAGCUACCGAGCGGAGUCGGCGCUGAACCUGCUCUUCUUCUUCGUUUGGCCAUUUCUAUUGUUGCAUUCCAUCUACGUUACGGUGGUGGGAUGGAGGAGGGACCGAAAAGCUUAUUCGGAGGAACGACCAGAAUACAGAGAGGAGAAACUCUAUUUACGCCAGAGAUUUUCGGACGGAGAAAAACUGGCCAAUUCUCUUUCCAUGCGUAGUUACGUGGAGGCCAAAGCGCGAGUGGAAAGAAUGGCGAAAGAACUUUCGACUUCCAUUCGAUAAUGGCUGGCUUAAGAGAAUAAAUCCGAGUUUUCGUUCCCUUUAAAAUUUUCUUGGCUCUUCCGUCAUUUGGCAACGUUAAAAUAUCGCAAAUGAAAAUAGAGAAGAAUUUUACGGUCACCUUACGUUGUUUACCACCCUGGCAUCUUAAUUACUAAUACAGGUAUACCUGGCCUUACGUCGGUAAUUGGUUCCGGGAGAGGCGACCUAAGUCGAAUCUACUCGUCGCUAGGCUAAACCGUAAAUUACCAUUCCCG